Cylicostephanus goldi is the source of this 398-nucleotide messenger RNA. The record is from the annotation of a GenBank genome assembly. Lineage: Eukaryota; Metazoa; Nematoda; Chromadorea; Rhabditida; Strongylidae.
UUGUCUUCAGGAUCUGGACGGUACGUUCCUGGUGAAAAGCCUGCUCUUUCUGCAAAUGGCAGUGUCGAUCCUCUCACCGGUAGUGGAAGGUAUAUCCCAGGUAACUCGUAUGGAGAUACCGCAAUGGAUGUAGGUGGAGAUCCUCUCACUAGUUCUGGAGGGUACAAACCAGGAUCAGCUUCCGGUGACGUCAUUCCGAGUGCUUGCCUGCCCUUAGAUAAGAAGAGACCUCGUGGUGAACUUGUACCUAUGUCUGUUUAUUAUCGUUUCGGCGUGGAGCAGCUGAGCACCAAGGCUUUUGCGAAACUUGUUGAAGUCAACAACACACAAACAGCUUUGAAAUUGAGUGAGCAACAGGUAGGAGAGCAGAAUUUUGUUUUAGUUCUUGUCAAAUAAUG